AUGCUUCUCCCCAAGGGCGGUGUUACUUGGAAGUCGGCGAAAGCCAAUCUACCACCAUGGAAAGCGGUGCUCAUGCUGCUUUCAAAACCUCGAUUUAUCAUCUCUAUGGCUGCAGCGGGGCUUGUUAUAUUGCUGUGGAGCGGUGUUAGUCGGUCGACAGCGGAGAUGCAGAGGUAUUACUGCUUCGGCCCUUCAAAACCUCCAAACCACAUGUCUGCCAACGAAAUGGUUGACUGGCAUUCUCACCUCCAAACGCCCGUCAUCUUCAAUCACCACGAGCCCUACGAGGUGAAUAAUACCUCUAUUCAAAAUAUCAACCUAAACCUCAUCAAGGCUACCCCCAAGGCUGCUGCCAUGGAGGAACGAGUCCUCAUCCUCACUCCGCUCCGCAACGCCGCUCGACAUCUCGACAAAUACUUUGACCUACUCUCCAUGCUCACUUACCCACAUCACCUUAUCGAUAUCGCCUUCCUGGUCAGCGAUAGCAAUGAUGAGACCCUCGCUGAUCUCGCUUCAAACCUCAAUCGUGUUCAGUCUAUGCCAGACAAUAUUCCUUUCCGCAGCGCCAUGGUGGUUGAGAAGGAUUUCGGUGCCACGCUUAACAUGGAUGUUAAUGCGAAACAUGAAUAUGAGGCUCAGGCUCCCAGGAGGAAGAUGAUGGGCAAAGCCAGGAACUUCCUACUUGCUACCGCUCUAAAACCUGAGCAUUCAUGGGUUUACUGGAGGGAUGUGGAUAUCGCUGACAGCCCUCCAAAGAUUAUCGAGGACUUUGUCGCCCAUAACAAGGAUAUUCUUGUUCCCAUUGACUACAAUUCCUGGGUAGAAUCAGACAAGGCUCGAAAACUGGCUCAGAGCCUUGACAAGGAUACCAUUAUCGUCGAGGGCUACCGAGAAUUCGAUACCGGACGCCGACAUAUGGCCAGAGAAGGUGACUGGAGGAGGAACAAAGAUGAAGAGCUUGAGUUGGACGGAAUUGGCGGUGUCAACAUUGUUGUCAAGGCCGAUGUUCAUCGAGCAGGCAUCAACUUCCCUUCAUACGCAUUCGAAAACCAAGCUGAGACGGAAGGUUUCGCUAAGAUGGCUAAGCGAGCGGGAUACCAAGUCGUCGGUUUACCCAACUACGUCGUCUGGCAUCACGAUACCCAAGAAAAGCCCGGAAACAUCUGA
This is a messenger RNA of Microsporum canis CBS 113480, 1167 nucleotides long. Its product is annotated as N-glycosyl-transferase. Gene Ontology annotation, biological process: cell wall mannoprotein biosynthetic process; protein N-linked glycosylation. The coding region runs from base 1 to 1167 and encodes 388 amino acids. NCBI's taxonomy places the organism in Eukaryota, Fungi, Ascomycota, Eurotiomycetes, Onygenales, Arthrodermataceae. The transcript has 4 exons. Gene Ontology annotation, cellular component: mannan polymerase complex. The record is from RefSeq and is a predicted model, not a curated record. Gene Ontology annotation, molecular function: alpha-1,6-mannosyltransferase activity.